AUUGCUUUCCAAUUUUUUUUAGGGCUUUCCCUUUUCCUUUAUGAGUUUCAGACUGGUAAAGCAUAAGAAUUCCACACCUAGCUAUAGAACUGAAAAUCUCGUGCAAACCAGGACACAAAACCUCCUUGUUCACCUGUGUGAACUGAAAACCUCUGCAUAGAUGCAAGUGAUAAAACUUUAUUCUAGCACAAGUGUCCAAAAGCUUUGUCCAAAAGCUUUGUGCGAAAGGUAAGGGCAUUAUUUUCGUCAUAAGUUAUUAACACCGAGGCCCAUAGAACCGGACCCUACACUCACUUGGUUACAUAAACUUACAUUUCGCUAAAGACAGAGCUCUCUCUCUCUCUGUUGCUCUGCAGUCUGUACCUCUGAAACCAUAGCCCCAACGAUACCACCAACCAAAGAUCUUCUUCAUCCAAUAGUCUCCUCCAAUCGAUUGACUGUCCCAAAAAAGGUCCCACACAUCUUUCACCUCCAAUGGCCGAAACAAAGUGAAAGAUUAUCGAGAAAAAUUGAAAAUGGAAUCAGGGAGACCCCAUCGCACAACAAGCACUAAUAGCAGUAGCACCAGUGAGCUCUUCAUCUGCUUCACCUCGCGGCUUUCCUCCUCUUCCUCCAUGAAGCUCUCCAAAUCCAUCCUCAGCCCAGGCCGUACCAGAGAACCAUCCCAAAUCUCUCUCUCCUCCUCUCUAAGCCGAAGACUGAAAAGCAGUGGCAGCAUGAAGGGCGGCCAGGCGUCGCCAAUGUUCCCAACUGGGGGCAAGAAACGAGGGUGCGCUUUCGAAAACCCGGAGCCUUCGUCCCCCAAAGUGACCUGUAUUGGCCAGGUGAGAGUCAAGACCAAGAAGCAUGGGAAAAAGAUGAGAACGAGAUCGAAAAGAAGAGGCGAAGCGAGCUUCCGGAGAGUGGAGCAGCAAAAUGCGACUGUUGUCACACAUCAAGAGCUUAACAUUCAGAAUAAUGUGAAUGGUCAGUUUCAAAGCCACCAGAUUUUACAACAACAGCAUCAGGAGUGCUUGCCGCAUCGGAACCAAAGAUGGGUACAUCUACCAGUAACAAUUUGCGAAGCUUUGAGGGCUUUCGGUGCUGAGUUGAAUUGUUUCCUACCGUGUCGGUCUUCGUGUAUGACAAGCGAGAGGGAAAAGGAAGAAAAGGCCGCAAGAUCGGACGGCGGUGAGAGUGGAAAUGGAAGUUCUUGUGGGGCUGUGUUUGGGAGGUGGCUGGUGACAAUGCAAGAAGGUGAAGGCAAGGGGAGGGAGAUAGAGUUAGUAGUGGGAGAGGAAGACGGAGUGGCGGAUAGGAGGAGUCACAGUAUGCGGAGGAGGGAGAUUCUUGAUGGGGACUUUGAGAUUAAGGAGCAGGGGAAUGAGGUUGCUCAAGAAGAGGAAGCAAGGGUGAGUAUUUGUAUUCCGCCCAAGAACGCUCUGCUGCUCAUGAGGUGCAGAUCUGACCCGGUGAAAAUGGCGGCCUUGGCGAAUCGGUUUUGGGAGUCCCCGGUUCAGAAAGAUGAGGACGGCGAUGAAGAUGAGCGUCAGAAAGAUGAGGGAGAAGACCAAGAGGAUUUGGUAGUGGGUGAAGAAAGGCAAGGAAAAGUUGAGGUGGAAACAGAGGUAAAAGGGGAUGAGAUUCGUGAAAAGCGGGUUCCUGAUGGUGAAGAGCAUUCACACAUGAUUAUUGAGGAACAAGACGGGGGUGUAGAAGAAAACCCAGAAAGGAGCCCAGAAUAUGUCAAUGAGCUACAAGAACACCAAUUGGAGCAAGAUGAAGACGACGAUAAUGCUGAAGAAGACGUAGAAGACGAGGAAGAAGAAGAGUUAGAGUUGUGCCAGGCGGUACCAGCAGAAGAAUCUCAGUUGAGUUCUUCACCUGAAGAUCUCGUAGCUCGAGAGAACUCGGAGACGGAACAAUACAUGCACAAGCUUGUUCAAAAGGAUGAGGAAGUCCACCAAAAUGAACCCGUGGCCGAACAUAAAGAACCAGAAGCAGAAGAUGACAAAGUAGCUAGCUUUUCAACUUCUUCUGUAAUGUCGGCACAGUCAGAGCAAGAAUCAGAAGCGCAAGAAGAAGGGCAAGAAGAGAAGACUGGAGCUUUAGCCGAAGAAGCAGAGGAGUCAAAGGAGGAGAAAGAGACGCAAGAGAGGCCUCGGGAAGACGGAGAGACAGCGACCCACGAAAAACCCAAACCCGAAGUACCGAGAACCAACGAAGAUAAUCCGAGUUUAGAGUCAAAGAUACGAGAAAGUCGAUCAAAGUCAGAGAGAGGGAGUUCGGGCUUGCCGGAUUGCUUGCUGUUAAUGAUGUGCGAGCCGAAGCUGUCCAUGGAGGUCUCCAAAGAGACCUGGGUUUGCGGUACGGACUUCAUCCGAUGCCUCCCAGAGAGACCGGUCAACAAAACGAACGGCGGAGAUGUGAUCAAGAAACGAGUCAGCACCGAGAAUUCCAAUCCAACGUAUCCGGCGCAGCAGCAGCAACAGCCGCCGCCGCCGCCACCUCUGCAUCCGCCUCGAUCUUCGUGUUCGUUUCCUAUUGCGGCGGCUCCUAGAGCCGGCGCUUCGAUGGCUGGCAUGAUAGAGCAGAAGCUGGUGGGGUCCAAUGGGUACGAGCCGUUCGUUCUGACACGGUGCAAAUCGGAACCGAUGAGGUCGGCGAAAAAGUUCGCACCGGAUGCUUGCUUCUGGAAGAAUCGGAAGCUGGAGCCUCACCGCCCGGCAACGUUUGGGGUGGGCGCGGCUGGGAUCGGGUUCUGAGCCGAGGUAAUUAUGGGAAUCUGAUAAAAAGAAGAAGAAACAAAGGGGGUAGCAAAUUCUGAAUGUGUUUUUACUGUAGUUUUUACAGGGUGCUUUUAUUGCUCUCUCAUGUUUGUAAAUCUCUGUCUAAUGAUUUCCGAGCAAUUUUUUUUUUCUUUUUUUGUUCUUUUUCCUGUUCUUUUUUAUUUUCUUCAUCCAAUUUCCCCCAUUUGGGUAAUAGUUAUAUAGUUAAAAUCUGUUUAAUGGUCCAUGUGUAUGUUAGGCUUAAUACUCUAAAUUUUAACUCUUUAUUCC
Juglans regia (Persian walnut) is the source of this 3038-nucleotide messenger RNA. RefSeq names its product histone acetyltransferase KAT6A-like. The record is from RefSeq and is a predicted model, not a curated record. The coding region runs from base 516 to 2744 and encodes 742 amino acids. Lineage: Eukaryota; Viridiplantae; Streptophyta; Magnoliopsida; Fagales; Juglandaceae. The transcript has a single exon.